Molecule: messenger RNA, 3549 nt
Organism: Glossina fuscipes
Lineage: Eukaryota; Metazoa; Arthropoda; Insecta; Diptera; Glossinidae
Gene: mus312
Product: structure-specific endonuclease subunit SLX4
Exons: 7
Coding region: 22-3516 (1164 amino acids)
Biological process (GO): DNA replication; meiotic DNA double-strand break processing; interstrand cross-link repair
Cellular component (GO): nucleus; Slx1-Slx4 complex
Molecular function (GO): enzyme binding
Source: RefSeq, a predicted model, not a curated record
GUAAAUAAGACGCUUAUUAGUAUGGAUCGUGAAAGACGCAAAGCCAAUUUGAAAAAAUUACAAUUACCGAGCACGAAAGCCCAUCAAAUACGAGAAUGCUCGAACACAAACACACCAACGACAACAAGCACACUAAGCUAUUUUACUACACCGGAAAAGCAAAAGCCUCGCCCAAUUAAUGAAGUAUUCAAAGGUUCUCAUCAGUCUUUAAAUGAAGAUAACGCCAUUUUUUCAUGCAAUCGUCCUAAGCGUACGAAAUUAGAUACAUUUGUGGUCAGAGAACCCAAACAACCAAAUACCCCACUUAAACCCAGCCCAUUGAAAGUCAAAGUCGGUAUUAAUGGAAAUGAUUUCGUAGAACCUUUACAAAAAAUUAAAAAGGCUCCGGAACCGAUUAAAUCAAAACGAACUGCGAGAAAAUUUAAAGGCAAUAAGAAACAAGCUUCCAUUAAAUCGGCAUUUCUGCGGAAUGAACAAAUGUUUGCCGAGAUUGCUGCACAGCAUUGUGCAGCCGAGCAAUUUGAUGGUGAAGAAAUACAAUUAGCUUUAGCCAUUUCUCAAUCGGAAGCCGAAAGUAAGUGUUUGCUAUCAGGUGAAGAUGAUGACAGAGAAUCGAAUACGGAAUCUAUUAAAAAAAAACUAGAAAAAUAUGGUUUCCGCACGGCAAAUAAACAAGAUUAUACCAGCUUUGCUAUGGCCUUUACAACGGCGAACGAUGGGCGCAGACAAAAACGUCGUUGGGCCAAUAAAUUUACAUCUUUGACUCUACGUAAUACCGAGAUUCAACGUAAAAAAAUACAAAACAACAUUGAUUCUCUUCUACAGCGACAAUUUCAACAAAAAAAUGCUAAGGAAACACAAGAAUUAUCUCAAUCCACCUACUCUGUCCUAAGUGAUUUAUUAAAACGUAGUCAUUGCAAAACUAAAGAUUUGCUACGCUGCAACGCAAUCACUGCCACUGCAAAAACAUUCGAAGAUUAUUUUGUUAAGGAAUUAUUUGAAGUUAACGUAUUUCCAUCGAAUCGCUUAUUAAAGGAUUGGUCAGCCAUACAGGGACGUGAUUUGUCACCAACGCCCGAACAAAGGGAAAACAGAGAGGCCCAGAAUUUAAAAUUACAAAGCAUUUAUAAUGAAUUGGAAAUAUAUUUUAGUCACAGCCGAUCGAAGUGCGAACACAUCGGCGAUGUAUCGGUUAAGAAAUCUAAUAAUAAUAAAUCUCCUAUCGACACAAGUCAGUUGAAAAAUGCAAUCGAUUUGGGUGAAAAGCAGAAAGAUGCGAAAACGUCAUCAAGUGAUUCCAUGCUUUUGAAUACUGCCGACAGUGUCAUUCAAAAUCUAAACACGACAAUAAAAGAUUUAAGUUUAGCGCUAGCAAAGGAGACUUUAAACAUUGAGGCACAGACAAGCAAACAUCCAAAAUCUCCCGACUUGUUUGCAGAUUCAGAUUCUGAUGUAGAAAUAGAAGACAGAUCAAAGGAUAUUGUAUCGGCCGCAGAAUCGGAGCAUGUGAACGAUUUACUUCGCAAAGAUAAUAAUAGUAGGUCUAUGGAGAACGUUGACGAGCUUAUUACAUACGAAAUUUACACAAGUGACGAAGUAAAGACUCCUUCAUUGAUGCCGCUAUUUAAUACUACGACAUAUCAUACAUUGGAAUACGACUUGAAUGACAUAAAAGACGGAUUUAAAUCAGUUUAUCAUAAGCCCCAAAAUAUAAGUAGAAUCGUAGAAGGAACUGAUUGGUUUGGAACGACUGAAUCGGAGAACAAAGAGGCAUCUUUUAAGCACCUUCUAGUUAUGGAUACCUUAGAUAAAACUAAGAAAUUGCCAGAGUUUACUUUAAGUGUGGAAACUGAAAAUCGUCACUUGGAGAAUGACGAGGAAGCACUAAAUAAAAGGGAUCAAAUUUUAAAAGACGAAUCUUUUAAGUUUGCCGUAGACUUGGAAUCAAACAAAUCACCGGAAAUCGAGUUUAUGAAUGAGGAUAUGUGCAAUGGACAGAAUGAUGAUGAAAUUUUCCAAGAAUUAAAACGAAAAUAUCUAAAUAUUCCAAACACUGACGAUAGCUCCUGUAUCAUCAACCCUAAUAGCAACUUAAGAAAGUCUCUUUCCUUCUCACUUAACACACAUGCAACACCAAAAACUGAAAAUUUUCAUAAAACAAAUUCCUUCAAUUUGCAAGUUGACAAGAGAAUAAACGAAUCAGAGAUAUAUAUUGAUUUGAGUCAAGAUGAUGACGCUGAAAAUGAUAUUGACAGUGAUGAAUGCUUGCUAUUGUCGGAUGAUGAAAUCAAUUAUUCGAUAUGGAAAGCGAACCGAGUUGGUGACAACUUCGAUGAAUAUGAAACAACGAUGAAAAAGUCUUCAGUAUUGGAUUAUCAAGAAAACGAUGCCGAUAGUGAUAAGCCACAAACAUCUCAGAAUUCAUUUUUCGAGUCGGAAUAUAAUAAAGAUUUUUUACGGGAAAAUGUUUUACUUGAUAAUGAGCCGCUCGUCCCCACGCAAACUGAGGAAAUAUUUGAUUUUUCAUUUUCGGAAUCGUCUAGCGAAAAAUCAAUACCCUCUAAAUAUUUUAGUCAAAAUUUUGACAAAAAAUUCAAAAGCCUAUCGCCAACCAAUGCACUACAAACCGAGUCCGCCUUAACACCGGCGUCAUAUAACGACGAUUUUGGUGAGUUCGAUUUAUUGCUUGAGGCAGGUCCAUCUAAGUCUAUGCCAGUACCUAAAGGUAUAGAUCAAUUAUUAGAAGGUGAGAUAUCGUAUUUAAAGGCACAAGAAAAAACACCUGAAGACUUGGAAAUUUUCAACGAAUCACUCACUUUUGAUUGCCAAGAGUUGGAAGUGAAUGGGAAAACGUAUACGGUACGUGAAGUCGAAAGCCCCAAACCAGAUUUUUCUACGUUAACAGAGACUGAAUUAUUAAAUCGUUUAUAUGGUUACGGUAUAAAACGUUUAAAACGAAAACAAGCGGUAAAAAUCUUAGAAUAUAUUUACAAUCAAACUCAUCCCAUAAUAGACUAUGAAGAAGAAAAUAUAAUAGAAAAUUUCAUCGAUAUUCCAUUGAAUUCUCCAAGCAAGACCAAAGCGAAACAAAUUACUUCAAAUCCUGAUUCAAUCAGCAAUAACAAAACGAACAUAUCGGAUGGUUCUGGUAAACGAAUGCUCCGUUAUAACAAUGAAUUAUUAAAGGCUGAACUUAUAGAUGAAGAAUAUAUAUUGCAAACCAAUGUUACUAAAAAGACAGCACAACCCUUACUGCCCUUCCAUAUUGCCUGGUAUAAUUUGUUGUGUUGCAAUCACAAUUUACACGAAAGCAUUUUAAUGUACGAGCCAAUCGAUUUACAGAAAAUUUAUUUAUUUCUGAAAGAGUUGGGGUAUCGUUACGAUCCUAAGGAUCUGAAAGCAUUUUUUGAUCGACGUUGCAUUAUAUUUCGCUAUGAUUUGUCUCCACCAGGUGUUGGAGGUGCCAGCAAUCGAGAACACCAACGUAAUCGUCACACACGCAAAAAUAAAUCAUAAAAAUUUAAGUUAAAUUCUUUUUUACUCGUAUUA